Molecule: messenger RNA, 450 nt
Organism: Phytophthora infestans T30-4
Lineage: Eukaryota; Oomycota; Peronosporomycetes; Peronosporales; Peronosporaceae
Exons: 1
Coding region: 1-450 (149 amino acids)
Molecular function (GO): diaminohydroxyphosphoribosylaminopyrimidine deaminase activity
Source: RefSeq, a predicted model, not a curated record
AUGGCGCAUCAGGAUGAAUCAGACGUAGCGUUCAUGCGACUGGCCGUCGCAGAGGCACAUCGCUCGCAGCCAUCUGAAAACGCUUAUUGUGUGGGAUGCGUUGUAGUAAGGGACGGUCUGGUGCUGAGCACCGGGUUCUCGCGCGAGCUGCCGGGCAACACUCACGCGGAGCAGGUGGCGCUACACAAGCUUAAUUUUGAGGCGCAGGGGGCCACCGUCUACACUACCAUGGAACCAUGCAGUACACGAGUAUCAGGCAACGUGCCGUGCGUGCAGAGCUGUCUUCGAGCGGGUGUCGCGCGUGUGGUAAUUGGAGUGAUGGAGCCCAAGACGUUCGUGAUCUGUAAGGGGGUGCAGCUACUGCAGGAGGCGCGUGUAGACGUGAAACUGCUUAAAGGACUCGAAGCCGACUGCCUUGCACCAAAUGCACACCUCAACCUUGUCUUCUAG